AUGGAAAACAAAUUUUUGUUAGGUCUGUCUCAAGAUUAUCUUAAAUUGUUGGAAACAGGAGAAUAUGCGGAUGUCAUCAUAUAUACAGGACAAGAACCUGAUAAUAAAGAAUUCCGAGCCCAUUCGCUUGUAUUACGAUCGAGAUCAACAUAUUUUAGAGACGCUUUUUCAAAUGAAUGGGCAAAAACCCAAGGAAAUUUAAUGAUUUUCAAACAACUCGAUAUUUCUCCUGAAGUUUUCGAAAUCAUUUUAAAGUUUCUUUAUGGAGGAUCAUUAUGCCUUGCAGAACAUGAUGCAAGAAUUAUUCUCGAAUUAUUAAUCUCAACGGAUGAAUUAGAGCUUGAUGAACUGACAGAUUACAUUCAAGAAUAUUUAUUAAAUAAUUCAUGGAGGUUAAUGUCACAUUUUGUAUUAUUUCACAGAUUCGCGAUGCAAAAUGAUGAAAGGUUUCCCAAAAUAAGAAAAUGUGUAAUCGAAUUAAUAAAAGAGAAUCCUUCAACAAUAUUUGAUUCAAAUGAUUUUACUACGAUCGAUCAAGAUACAUUAAUCGCUUUUUUUAAAUGUCAUAACUUUUCUUCAAUUAAACCUGGAAUUUUGUGGAGAAAUUUGGUGGAAUGGGGUGUCGCUCACACGCCAUCGGUACCGAUACAAUAUGUUGAGUGGACAGAUGAGGAUUUUGAAGCUUUAGGGGAUACGCUUGAACCUUUUAUUACUUUAAUUAAAUUUACCGAGAUGGAUUCUGAAGAAUUCCUUUCAGAAGUUAGACCUUGGAAAAAAUGUUUAGAUUAUAUUGAUCCGGACUUUUAUACCCAAGUACUUGAAUAUCGUCAACUACCAGCUAUUAAUGUUACCUCUAAAUUGUUUAAUUUACUAUUGGAAGUGAGGGAUCGAAGACAUAUUAAAGAAAUUGAUUCCAAUUUGAUCACACCUUCUGACGCAACGUUAAUAGCAAAUUGGAUUUACGAGGUUUCAUCGAGUAACGGUAUUAACUUUUCUUCACAAGAAGAUGGAAACUAUAGUCCAUCAAAUUCAUCAUUUAUUUUUUCCCUUGGUGAUAAAGUAUUUAAUUAUGAACCUAAUUUAUCAAAAAUUACCAAUGCCUCUAAAGCAAUCUAUCAAAGUGAGUCCUAUGGUCCUUGUUUUGGUGGUGGUUAUUCCGAUUUAAGAUUAUUUGGUGCCGAUUUUAAAGAUAACGGGGAAUGUAGUAAAAGAGUUCAGUUAUACGAGGAACAGAUCGGGUUGCAAGCGAUUAUUGUGAGAGGGAUUCGCGAUAAUCGAUUCUUAGACGAUGAAUCAAAUUUCCGUUCGCAGAAAUUUCUUCAAUACACGAGAAAUCAAUCUGGAUCAUAA
Funneliformis geosporum is the source of this 1350-nucleotide messenger RNA. The record is from the annotation of a GenBank genome assembly. Lineage: Eukaryota; Fungi; Glomeromycota; Glomeromycetes; Glomerales; Glomeraceae.